This is a messenger RNA of Scatophagus argus, 6175 nucleotides long. RefSeq names its product apoptotic chromatin condensation inducer 1a (gene acin1a). Gene Ontology annotation, molecular function: nucleic acid binding. The transcript is spliced from 18 exons. NCBI's taxonomy places the organism in Eukaryota, Metazoa, Chordata, Actinopteri, Scatophagidae. The coding region runs from base 153 to 5171 and encodes 1672 amino acids. The record is from RefSeq and is a predicted model, not a curated record.
CGGGAAGUAUUUUUAUGUGUUCAUGGCUUCAAACAUUGAGAAAGAUUUGUUUUAAUUUGAUAUUUGAUUAGGGGGAAGUCGUCGACGAUGACGCUGGGUGGUGGAAGGCGUUGCUCCUCGCUCUCGCUGGGAACUGACUAGAGGAACGGAAAAUGGCGGAUCUCGAAGACGUUACCCUGGACGGGAGACCGCUCCAGUCCCUUCGAGUAGCAGAUUUAAAAGCUGCUCUUGAGGAGAGAGGACUCUCGAAAAGCGGGCAUAAGAAUGCUCUUAUUAAAAGACUCAAGGGGGCUCUCAUGCUGGAAAAUCUGCAGCGGACCUCCACUGCUCAUGUUGGACUGCAGCCAAACUCACAGAUUGGUGAGGAAAUGAGCCAGAACAGCUUUAUCAAGCAGUAUCUGGCCAAACAACAGGAGCUCCUAAGGCAGCGUCUGGAGAGAGAGGCUCGUGAAGCAUAUGAAACAAAUGAGCAAGAGGACCACACAGAAGUGAAUAACAGUACCGCAUGCCCUCCUCAAGCUCAGGAUGUCACACCGGCAUUGACUGAGCAGCACAAGCCACCUGGCCCCUCUGGUGGAGAGGGACUGUUUGGUGGAGUGAAUGAAGGAGAAGCUAACAGGAACCAGGAGGCUGAUGUUUCUGGUCCUCCUGCUUCUGGCUCUGUAGCUAUGCGUGUUCCUGGUGGUGAGCAGCCAGAGAGAGGUUCUGCAUCCAGCGAAGUUGUUGCUGACAGUGAUGAUGAGGAUAGCGAGGAUGGCGAGGAGGAUGGUGAUGAUGAUGACUGGGACAACGGUGCACAGAGGCGAAGCCUCAGAGAGCCAAACAGAGUGCCUGUGACCAGAGAGAGGUCUGGACUUUCCUGCCAACCCCAGCAGCAACACAUGCCUUCCCUUUUGUCCCCUCAACUCCGCCAGCCUACACCUCCUCCCUCUCCACCUCCAGAGUUAUCCUUCCCCUUGCCUGACACACCUAAACAGAGUCCCCCUAGUCCAGAUGUAGCCCCAGCUAGGCGCUCACCUAGUACUUCCAGCUCUGGUUCCUCCAGCAGCGGCAGUCGCAGUAGCAGCCCAGAGCCACAGAGGAGUGGACAUGCUGAGCGCAAGCCAGGCCCGCUGACCCUUCUGGCACGUAAGAUGGCGUCAGAAGGUGCAUUCUCUGGAGCAGGUUGGCACGGUGGCGAUGGGGAAACUGAUAGACAGGACAGCAGCUCUCUCUCAGCUACAUCAUUUCCUGGCAGAGGGCCUCCAGAGGGUCUGGUAUCUGCUAUCACUCACACAGCCAACACUGCAGGCCAUGUUCCAUUUCCAAUGAUUCCAGGCACCAACCAGGGUGUUAUAGGAGCACAUUCGGCCCAUAUUCAAGUACCUGUGAGUGUGCUCAAGGCCACUGCGACAGAAGAGAGGGACAGAAAAGGGGAUAGUGAUAUAGAAAGAGAAAAGGCCCUAGAGCUGGAAAGGCAAGAGAAGCAGAGAAAACUCGAACAAGAACGAGCAGUGGAGGAAAGAGCUCUUGCUCUGGAGAGAGAGAGAAUUGAACGACAGCAGGCCUUAGAAAUGGAAGAACAAGAAAAAGCUUUGCAGCGGGAGAGGGAACUGGCUUUGACUAGAGAGAAGGAAGAGCAAGCCUUAGCACGCGAGAGGGCCCUGGAGCUCGAGAGGCAGAAGGAGCUUGAGAGGCAGAGGGGCCUGGAACAAGAACGUCUGCAGAGGGAAAAACAGGAAAGGGAGAAGCGAGAGAGAGAAGAAAUGGAGAGGGCAAUAGAGAUAGAAAGGGCCAAGGCUUUGGAGCAGGAGAGGGAAAGGGCUCUUGAGCAACAGAAAUUAGAGCGGGAAAGAGCCCUGGAGGCCGAGAGGAUUGAGAGAGAAAAGGCUCUGGAACAGGAAAGGGUGGAAAGGGAAAGGUUAGAGAGGCAGAAAGCCUUGGAGCAAGAAAGAAUAGAGAGAGAGAAAAUCUUGGAGCAAGAGAGACUAGAAAGGGAGAGAGUCCUGGAGCAAGAGAGACUAGAGAGAGAGAGACAGAAAUUGUUGGAACAAGAGAGAAUAGAAAGAGAAAAAGCUCUAGAAAAAGAAAGGUUGGAAAGGGAGAGGGCCCUAGAACAAGAGAGGUUAGAGCUUGAGAGGAAGGAAGAGGAGAGAAUUGAAAGAGAGAAAGCAUUGGAGCAAGAGAGGAUAGAGAGGGAAAAAUCAUUGCAACGAGAGAGGGAGGAAAAAGAGAGGGUGGAGAGAGAAGCUGCCCUGGAGCGGGAGAGGAUGGAGAAAGUAAGAGCUGAGAAGGAGAGGAAAGAGAGGCUGGUGAGAGAGCAAGCUCUAGAGCAGGAAAAACUUGAAAGGGAGCAAGCUUUGGAGCAAGAAAGGGAGAGAGCUCUCGAACGUGAAAGAGUAGAGAAGGAGAAGGCUAUGCAGAAAGAGAAGGAGGAGGAGGAAGAGAGGGCCCUGGAACAGGAGAGAGAGAGGGCUAGGAUGGCUGAAAAGGAGAGGGAGAGUCACCUCCCUCCCUCCAAACGUGGCCGCGAGGUUGGUCUCACCCCCCUGCCCACUCCUCCCCCCCUCUCCACAGGACCAGGUAGAAAGUCAUCGACAGAAGCAGAGCUCGAAGAUAUCCAUGCUCCAAUGUCCCAGAGUGAAGCUGCAGAUUCCACCGCAUCCAUGUCUCCAAUACCUCUGUCGCCUCAGUCUCCAAUCAAGAAGUUCCGGUUCUUAAGAGACUCCCAAAUUCAGCCCCAAUCUGCUUCCACUUCCAUGGUUAUCAAGCGCCCCACUAGCUUCUCUGAUACCUCUCAGCUUCAGGCCUCGCUAAUCGCCUCCCCAGCCGAUCUUGGUGAACAGCUGGGAGACUCCACUGACCAGGAAGGCCCACAGAUGCAGAUACAGACAAAACAGGAAGCUGUUGCUGAGCCCUUGAGGCUUGAGAGGGAGACCACUGGUAGCACCACAAUGAUCCAGAGGGCCACAAGCCUUGUAUCAGAGGACAAGGAAAAGGCAAAUUUGGGGAAGAUGGAACAGGCUGCCAAGGAAUCUACCAAAACAGCAAAAGAAGAUUUGGAUGCUGCACAGAAAAGGGGAAGAGAUGCAAAGAAGGAAGAAAAAGAACCAAGACAAAGAUCAUCUUCCAAUGAUUCAUCUUCCUCAGAAUCAGACUCUGGGUCUUCAGACUCCUCUCGCUCGUCUGGCUCAUCCACAUCUUCACAAGAGAAAACCUGCUCCACUUCAAGAGAUAGAAGGGAAAAGAAACCUGAAAGAGAUUCAUCACAACAGCACAGGGUGAUACGAGAGGCUCAGAUUGAGGGUUUAACCGAAACUCCAAAAGUCUCCCCUUGCAAAAGAAAGAUUUCUGUAGAGAAGAGCGACGCAACUCCUGAUGGAGACAGCCACCCCAAGAAACCAUUUAUUGAAGCACCUCCCAGAGAGACACAAAGGAAGAGAAAUGACAGCGAGGGAGAGAACGAAAAGGAGAAACAAAGGCAGAUGAAGGAUACUGCCAUGGCAGAGCCAGAGAAGCUUCCAGAGACCAACGAGGAGGCACCAAAGGCCUUCUCAGCUCGUAAGAUCUCCCUUAGCAGCAGUAAAUCAUCCCCCGGCACUGGCAAUGCAGAGGGCGAGCAGGAGUCUGGCGCCGCAGGAGGUCGCAAGAGGAGGUGGGGCUCCAGCACGGCUGUCACUGCCAAGAAACCUUCCAUCAGCAUCACCACAGAUUCUCUCAAGUCUCUGAUCCCAGACAUUCGGCCAUGUCUCGGCCAAGAGGCAGUAGUGGACCUGCACCCAGAGGAAGCUGUCCUUUCUGGGGCUGAGGAUGAAGAGAGGGAACAUUCAGACCAGGACCUUCAGAUUCGCCGCACUGUCACACAGGUGGUGCACUCUGAGAGCCAGGAGAAUGGACAGAAAGAGGCAAAGAGAAGCAGACAUGAGGAGUUGGAGGAGGAUGACCAGCGAGCAGAUGGAGAGAGAUCAAAAGAGCAUGAAGAGAAGAUGGACACCUCAUUUCCUGGAGCCAUGGAAACCCAGUCUCCAUCAGAUACCAGCCAUGAUGUAGAAAUAAACACUGUGACCCCAAGUGACACCCUUAUUCGUCGCUCCAUCAGCCAGCAGAAAGCAGGAGUUUCCAUCACAAUUGAUGACCCUGUUCGCACUGCUCGGCAACCCUCGCCACCCCGCGGCAAAGUCUCCAGCAUCGUUCACAUCAGCAACCUGGUGAGGCCAUUCACUUUGGGGCAGCUUAAAGAACUGCUCAGCAGAACUGGCACCCUGGUGGAGGAGGGCUUCUGGAUCGACAAAAUCAAGUCUCACUGCUAUGUCACUUACUGUAGCUCAGAGGAGGCAGUCGCUACCCGUGCAGCACUUCAUGGAGUGAAAUGGCCUCAGAGCAACCCAAAAGUGCUUAGAGUAGACUUCUGCCAGCAGGAAGAGCUGGACUUUCACAAGGGCUUGGGUGCAGCUGACAGGCCCGGGGCAGAGGACCAGGGGCCUGGCUUUGGCCGUGAACGAGCAUCAGGCCUGCCCUCUCUCCUCCCAGAGCGAGACCAGUGGGCUGAACGUGAGCGCGAGAUGGAGCGCCGGGAGAGGGCCCGAGCAGACCGUGAGUGGGAUCGCGACAAGGUCAAAGAGUUUGGGAAACCUGGAGAAGAGAAGGAGGGAGACCGUUGGAGGUCACACUCCAGAGAGAGACGACGCAAGGAGAGGGGAAAGAGUAAGGAAAAGAAGACUGAGAAGAAAGCAGAGAAAACUGAGGAUCCUCCUGCCAAGCUGCUUGAUGAUCUGUUCCGCAAAACCAAAGCAGCUCCUUGUAUAUACUGGCUUCCACUUACAGAGGAGCAGUUUAUUCAGCGGGAAGCUGCCAGAGCAGAACGGACGAAGGAGCGUGAGAAACGGAGGAAGGAGCAAGAAGAGGAGGAGGAGAGAAAAAGGGAAGUAGAACGCAAGGAGAGGAUGAAAGCCGGAGGAGGAGCAGCAGGAGAGCGGAGUGAGGGUGAGAAGGACAAGGACAAGGACAAGGACAGAGACAGAGAGAGGGACAGAGACAGAGACCGAGGUAGAGACAGAGACAGAGACAGGGACAGGGAAAGGGAGAGGGACAACGACAAACGCAGGGAUGGCUAUCGUAGGCCGGGGGGCAGCGGGGCAGGUGGGGGCCGACGCUCACGCAGCCGCAGCGACCCGCGAGAAAGGCGGCGUUAAUGACCAAUCAACCGAUGGAACUGUCUGAAAGACCACCCUCUUCCAUUUGCCUUUCACUACAUGUACUUUGUUAAAACUAAAACCCAACAGAGGACCAACUGAUGUCGUCACCAUCAUCACCACCACCAUAGUUGUCAACUUUUUUAAGCACAUCUACACCUACACACAGUCACGCUUAAAGGGGACCAUUGUUUUUUUUUUUUUGUUUGUUUGUUUGUUUUUUCUUUUUGCGGUGUUGAUUCCCAGAGUGCUGUACAUCUCACUCCUCUCAAGGUUGGAUAUAUUUCUUUAUAUAUUUGCCUCUCUUUUAUUUUUUUGCUUUUAUUUUUGUCCUGGCGGCAUAGGAGUAUGGCACACUGGGUAAUUUUAAUAAUUUCCCCCAAUGUUCCCCAUUUGCCCCAAAGUGUAGGUGCCAAUUAUGAUUUGCUAUCAGUUGUCGUCACCUCAGUGUUUAACAGCUCUGCAGUUUGGAUGAGGAAUCCAAGACUCUCCCUGCCAGUCCUGCCUAAAGAGAAAACUCGGUCCUCUGUGUAGAGGCUUGCAUAAAUCAAAACAUAUUGGAAAUGGUGUGUUUGGCAUUUUGUACAGACAUAAAUGAUUACUCAAAAUCAAGUCUUUGAAUGAGGCAGCUCUGGGAUAUUUUUGGACGUGUGGAAUAACUACUAAGGCAAUGCAGUGUUCCUCUCUCCCUCAAUUUAGUUAAGAGAUGAAGAUGAAUCUCUGAGGGGGGGUUCUGUCUGUCACAACCAACACAAAUUAUGAUUAUGUCUAUCAUUGAUUCUCUUCCUCCUCCCUCUUCUUCCUCCAGUUCUCGUACCCUGUAGUGUCAAUACAGGCCCAGGAUGGGAGGUUGCAUUAUAAUUUUUCUCACCAAUGGUUUUAAUAUUGUUUUUUAAUCAUUAUUUUAUCAUUUUAGUACCAAGCUUUGUUUUCAUUUUUUAAUUUCUUCUUUGAGUACGCCUAUCAGUGGUGAAUGUACAAAUAAUAAAAAUUGAAAUUUGAAA